AUGAAGCAAUUUCAAAAUCAACCAGAAGACGCAGUUCCAGGAGAAAAUGAAAAUCAAGAACGACACGCAGUUUCAGGAGCAAAUGAAAAUCAAAGAUACGUAGUUCCAGGAGCAAAUGAAAAUCAAGGACACGUAGUUCCAGGAGAAAAUCAAGGUCUAGCUUCUGCGCUAAGAAAAUCUAUUUCAAUACCAAUGUUUUUAUUUUAUGUAUCUGAAUAUAUUACACAUACAGUUCGUUAUUAUAAUUUUAAUGAAAAUUAUGCAGAAAGUAUAAAAACACAAUUAGCAUUUCGUAAUGCUAUUAUAUUAGGUCUUGAUUUAUUUGCGUAUAGUUUCAAAAUACUAUAUUUCAGUUGUAAUCGAAACUAUACGGAGCCACUUGAAGAGCAGAAUGGAGAAAAUAGUCCACUUAUCCCCUCUACUCCUACAGGAGGAGAACUAGAACUGAGACAAAAUUCUUAUUAUGAAAAUUUAGUUUGUGUUUGUCUCUCAUUAUUACUACAUAUUUUAAAUAUUAUUAUAAUAUUACUAAUUAAUUUAAAACAUGAAACAACAUUGUGUCAAUUUAGUACAACAUAUAUGAUAUCAAUUAUAGAAAAUAUAUUAAUAUUUGAAGUAUUGCAUUUAGGUCUUGAUUUAAUUGUUAGAACUAAAGCACAUCGAGCUAUCAUGCAUAUUCGAAAUCAUCAUUACGAUCCUUAA
Molecule: messenger RNA, 702 nt
Organism: Didymodactylos carnosus
Lineage: Eukaryota; Metazoa; Rotifera; Eurotatoria; Philodinida; Philodinidae
Source: the annotation of a GenBank genome assembly